UUCAAGAUAAGACGAACCACCAGGCUUCACCUCCUCAACAAAUUUACACUUCUUCCUCCCACAUUCAUCCCAUCACAUUCAUCAACCAUCGUUGUCCGGCAAUCAUGGCUUCCGCUUGUGCUUCCUCCGCCAUCGCCUCUGCCGCAAUCUCUACCCCGAGUUCCCAGAGGAAUGGAAGCAUCUUGGGAACGAGGACUUCGUUUCUGAGUGGGAGGAAGUUGAAGGUGAGCAAGUUUACAGUAGGAGGACGAUCCGUGAGUAGUAGAGUGUGCGCUGCGGCGGCUGAUCCUGACAGGCCUCUCUGGUUCCCAGGAAGCACCCCUCCUCCAUGGCUCGACGGCAGCCUCCCCGGAGACUUUGGCUUUGAUCCUCUCGGUCUUGGAUCUGAUCCAGAGAGCCUGAGAUGGAACGUUCAAGCAGAGCUGGUGCAUUGCAGAUGGGCAAUGCUGGGUGCUGCUGGGAUUUUCAUCCCAGAGUUCCUAACAAAGAUUGGCAUUCUCAACACUCCUUCUUGGUACUCUGCUGGAGAGCUGGAAUACUUCACAGACACCACCACACUCUUCAUCAUUGAGCUUAUUUUCAUCGGAUGGGCUGAGGGAAGAAGAUGGGCGGACAUCAUCAAGCCUGGGAGCGUCAACACCGACCCUAUCUUCCCCAACAACAAGCUCACAGGAACUGAUGUUGGGUACCCGGGUGGGCUUUGGUUCGACCCACUGGGCUGGGGGAGUGGCUCACCUGAGAAAAUAAAAGAGUUGAGAACAAAAGAGAUUAAGAAUGGAAGAUUGGCCAUGUUGGCUGUGAUGGGUGCUUGGUUCCAGCACAUUUACACUGGUACUGGUCCUAUUGACAACCUCUUUGCCCACUUAGCAGACCCUGGCCAUGCCACCGUUUUUGCUGCUUUUUCGCCCAAGUGAGGAGGCUGGGAAUAUCUCAGGGGGGAGAAAUACCGGUGAAUGUGUGUUUUCAUUGUAAAAGGGUUAAUAUGUUUGAAGUGAAGAGAUUGUAAUGUGUCUUUUUCUAUGUGGUGCGCAUAGUGAUAGUCCAAUCAAUGUACAAAUACUUAUUUGGAGUUAGAUGCCAUGAAUGUGAAAGUUCACGUAGCAUUCACAUUGAUUUGCACAGUAUAAUACUAUAAACCUUUUCACAUUA
Molecule: messenger RNA, 1149 nt
Organism: Prosopis cineraria
Lineage: Eukaryota; Viridiplantae; Streptophyta; Magnoliopsida; Fabales; Fabaceae
Product: chlorophyll a-b binding protein, chloroplastic
Exons: 4
Coding region: 105-914 (269 amino acids)
Biological process (GO): photosynthesis, light harvesting in photosystem I; response to light stimulus
Cellular component (GO): membrane
Source: RefSeq, a predicted model, not a curated record